ACAGCUUCUGUGAAGUGCAUCUGUUAGGUGUCUCUUUGGCACGGCCAGUUUCUGUGCCCCAAUGCAGACAACUCCAUUGAUUUCCAGUCAGCAGCUCUUAUUGGUCUGUUGUGGACCUCAGUUUCAAUAGAAAGGCACUGGGGUUUACCAUUUGUUUUCCACAGCCAUGGAGGACCCAGAUCACCGUCAGCAAAAGCUGGAUAAUCAGCGAAGCUUGCUGAUCAAAAAACAACAGAAAAAGAGGUCAGACAUCCAGAUGGUCACAGCCAAUCUUGACGCUAAACCCAAGAACCGUCGACAGAAAGCUGGAAGCGAUGACACGGCCCUGUUAAUCGAGCCAUCUCCAAGCAACACAUCCUUGAAUGACUCUCCAGCUGAGCAGCCUCUUGAUGGCAUGCUCGAAGAGAUCAGCCUGGGAGAACACAACAUGUCCAACCAGACAAACAGGGCCGUCUAUGAGGACACCCCACCAGCCAUUCCCAUCAUCACCAAGACCCUCGCCUUGGACAUUGAGAGCCAAUGCAUCCUGGAACCAGGGAGCCAAGCAGAGAAGAAAACCAAAAAGAAAGGAGUAAAAAAGGCACAAGGAAAAUUGGAGAAAAAUGAUGCAGAGAAUGGAGAGAAGAAGGAAAAGAAAGAGAAGAAACCAGCAAAGAAGAAAGACAAGAAAAAUGAAAAUAAACUGAAGGCAAAGCAGAAUGAGGAGGAGGAACAAACGUCGAUUCAGAUAGACUCAGUGACAGAGUUCCAGAUAGGCAAUGAAAGGAUAUCUGGAUCAGAAGCAGAAGAUGAGAAGAAAGACUGGUCCAAGAGCCCUGUCCCUCCCACUCCCAAGAAAAAGCAAGUGAUAAAGGAACAUUUACAGUUGAGCGACAAUGAAGAAGACGAAGAGUUGGAGAUUGUGAAAUCCCCUAAACUGUCCAAAAAGAAGGAAAAGAGAGACAAGAUCAAUCACAGCAUUGCUUCUCUCAAUUCCAACUACAGGGAGUCUUCUUCUGAGACUGAAUCUACUGGAAGAUCAUCCCCACUGUCUGUGGAAGACCUGGAGCAGUUUGCCUUGCGACCUGCUCCGAGGGACAUGACCAUCCAGUGCAGAAUCACCAGAGACAGGAGAGGUGUGGAGAAGGGAAUCUACCCCACCUACUACCUGCACAUGGAGAAGGAGGAUGGCAAAAGGGUGUUCCUGAUGGCUGGAAGGAAGAGGAAGAGAAGCAAAACAUCAAACUACCUCAUCUCAAUUGACCCUACUGACCUGUCCAGAGACAAAGACAGCUUCAUUGGCAAAUUAAGAUCAAAUGUCUUGGGCACUCGCUUUACAGUUUAUGACAAUGGAGUGAAUCCAGACAAAAAGCCCUUUGUUCAGGAGUGUGAAAAGCUUCGUCAGGAGCUAGUGGCAAUAUGUUAUGAGAAGAAUGUUUUAGGGUUCAAAGGCCCAAGGAAAAUGACUGUGGUCAUCCCAGGGAUGAAAGAAAAUGAUGAGAGAGUCUGCAUUCGGCCAAAAUCUGAGCUGGAGACUCUGCUCACCCGCCAUGAGAAUAGCAACACGGAGAACCUGGUGACCCUGAUCAACAAGUCCCCCAGCUGGAACGAACAAUCUCAGUCAUACGUCCUCAACUUCCACGGGAGGGUUACUCAGGCUUCUGUCAAAAACUUUCAGAUCGUUCACCCCGAUAACGUGGACUACAUUGUCAUGCAAUUUGGGAGAGUGGCCGAAGAUGUAUUCUCAAUGGACUACAGUUUCCCUAUGUGCGCAUUACAGGCCUUUGCCAUUACUCUGUCUUCCUUUGAUGGGAAGUUAGCUUGUGAGUGAAUUGAGCAUUGUAUAGUGAUAAGAAUUCACUACAUCAGUGUUUCCCAACCUUUUUUCCUUGAAGGCCCCCUUGCCUGUGUCUAAGACAAGCCAGGGCCCCCUACCCGAACUCCUACCCGCAUACACACACAAGACAUUGUUUUAUUCAACCAUCGGGAUCCGAGGAUGAAUUACCAAUGCCUAGCCUAGACCUGAGGGUUGGUUACGCAAGUUCAGAGGUCAGAGGUAAUAAAUAGCUACAUUAAUUUAAAUGUGGAACAAAAAUAUAUUUUAAUUUGUAUUAUACAGAGUUUAGAUUAUCCAACUGGGUGUGUUACUGGGAUUUUAUACACAUGCACAAAUGUAUGCACAAAUAUAAUUUUGGUAACCUCACAACCUCAGCCUAGGCAACAUUGUGCAGACCCCCUAUAAUCUCUGGCGUCCCCGGACCCCAGCUUGGGAAGCACUGCACUAAAUGGUUUGAUUGAAGAUGGCUUCGGAAGGGUGCCUCUAUGAAAAUAUUAAAUGUUUGUAGAGGAUUAGCCAUUUUCACUUGUUUUCAAUGCACAGCUUUCACACAGAGUAUUUUAAAAUCUCCUGUAAACUAUUAUUUAUAAAAGAGACUUGAAAGAACUGUCAGUGAAUGUUUUGAAACAUUCACCCAGCCUUCAUGUAUUUGUAGGCUACAUAGGCUAGUUGUCAUUGUGUGGCCAAGCACAACUGAGCUUUUUCCUAAACUUUUUGAGGGCUACAUAGCACAUAAAAAUCUAACAACAAACACUGACAAUCGCAUGUCAUAUCAGCAUUGGCAGA
This is a messenger RNA of Sardina pilchardus (European sardine), 2602 nucleotides long. RefSeq names its product tubby protein homolog. Gene Ontology annotation, biological process: protein localization to cilium. Bases 167 to 1810 code for a protein of 547 amino acids. NCBI's taxonomy places the organism in Eukaryota, Metazoa, Chordata, Actinopteri, Clupeiformes, Clupeidae. The transcript has 12 exons. Gene Ontology annotation, cellular component: cilium. The record is from RefSeq and is a predicted model, not a curated record.